AACGCCAUCUAAGCUUGUUUUAGAGUAACAGCCUUUCAGGGCAAGCAUCCCAGGACCAGCUGCCCAUUGCGAAAGUAUCUUUGCUAGUUCUACAGAGAGAUGGCGUCUGAGUAUUUAAAUAUUUCGUUUAAACGUUCUGAAAUAGUGAAUUUCGGAGAUUUCAGUAAAACUGACUAAUAAGCAAUUCCAAUCAAGAUGUUGGACCUGCUCAACCCCCCGAAGUACUGCCCCCAGUGUGAGGGGGUAGGACAGAAAAACAAGGUCAAGAAGUUCCGAAUGAAGGAUGGUUGCUUUGUUCUCAUGUGCAAAAGCGAUAAGUGUCCAUGGCCGUUCUCUGAGUACAGCAAAGAGCAGGUUACAUUUAAAGACGAAGAUGUAUGUUCGAAAAAGAGAAAAGGAGAUUUAAAGGAUAGUCCAGAAGAAAUCAAUUCCCCGAAUCAAAAGAAACCUAGGAUUUCAGAUGAUAAUCACAACUUUAGGAAUUCUCUAGCUGUUGACCUCCCUGAGAAACCCCUAGAAGAAAGUGAACAAGUACCUGUUGAUAAAGUUAGUGAAGUUCUUGAUAAUAGAGUUGGUGAAGAACCAUCUGCUGAUGUUCCCGAAGAACCUGUAGAAAAUCCGCUAAACUGUGAUGAACUCUUACCUCAGACUAUUCUAGAGAAAUGUAAUGAAAGUUCUUGUCAGACCGAACCCGAACCUGGUUCAACACAAGCUAAAUCAGCAUCUGGAGCAGAGGGUGAACCCAAACGCGCUCUGGAUGACCGGGAUUUUUUUAAAGCUAUUCCUGUAGCGGUCAGACAACCAAUCCGUCUUCCUAAACAUGCUGCUCACAUUCUUAAUUCAAGGCUGGAGACACAAACUCCCGAACUAACACCAGCUCAAGACUCCGGGAUGGAUGAGAGCGUGAUGGAUGAAGAAGAUGAGGAUGAAGAGAUGGAUGAAUUUGAAGGUUCUGAUUCUGAACUGGAAAGUUUAGUGAGUGAAUGUUCAAGUAUGUCUACAAUAUCAGAAUGCAGCACAGAUGAUGGUAAGGGUGCUGGGAAGAUAAAAAAGAGAGGAAAGAAGAAGAAAAGAAAGGAUCGAAGAAAGCAGCACAAUAAUACUUGUAGUAAAGAGAUGAAUAGAGGUUCCGAUAUCGCUGCAGUAUUUGUUCCUAGUUCAACCAGUAAAAGAAAACAAGAAGAUUCCGAGGCUGAAUUAGAAAAAUUAAAAACCGUAGAAAAUCCUGAAAAUAUUCCUAUAGAUGCUGGCACUGUAGAACCUGAAGGAAUGUCUCCUGAUUCUGAUCAAGAGGAUCCUCUCCGGGAAGAUGGUUCGAUUAUGGACCACUUUAUAGUUGUAAAUGAGGCCGUUCUUGACGAAGUUCAUACUCCGGAUAAACUGCAGUCCCGGAGCCCGGAGUGUGAGAUUAUGUACGAGGAUCAGGAGAUUCAGAUCAACUUCAUCCCAGCUCAGGAUGGACUGGAUACCAAGACAAGAACCGGGGCUGGGAGUCGGUGUGCUCAAAUUAGUUUCUCCGAUCCUGUGACGGGUUCCCUGGCGGUUUUUCCCCCGGUGUUUGUACCUGAAGUCGACAUGGGGCACUUGGUGAACAUUGUGACGGAGCAGGCGGAGAAAUUUAAGUUUAAAGCUUACAAAAUCCAAGGAAAUUUAGGUUUAAAAAGAAGUUUUGUUGUCUCCCGAAGUAAACUUGAGAGGAGUGUGAUCAAGCAUGUGGAGAAGUGCUUCACGAAGAAGUCCAUGAAGGAGAACAGGGUCAAGAUGGAGGGGGAGAAGAAGAGGAAAAGAUCUCCGAGGAAAAGUGAAGGAAAGGACACCCUGAAUACUUCAAAUAUAAGUGAGUCGGAUGAAAUGUCUAUCUCGGAGAAAGAAUCUGAGGAAACUGAGAUCGAGAUGGAUAUGGACUGUCAAUCUUCCAGUAUUCAGUCAAGUCUGGGAACUGCAACAGUUCCAAUUGUCGAGAACACGCCUGAGGAUAAUAUAUCCUUGUUUAAGAAACCUCUAGGACCUGCUCGGAGUUAUCAUUCUCCUCGAACCUUGCCCUCACCACGACCAGGGUUUACGGAGCAUGGGGUUCCAUCUCCUAAAUACUGCAUGAUACUAAGUGAACCAAUGUCUCCUAUGCCUGCCACACCCCGUGGACCAGACCACGAGGAGGAGCAGGAGGAGGAUAUGAAUCAUUCUAUCAUCCCAGAGAUGGAUAGCGUGGAGGAUAUCAGUCAUGCAUCUAUUGCAGCAGAUGGCGCUGAGUGCUUUGAGAGCGUGCUCGGUAAAAAUAAACCGAAUAACAAAAGACGACCUAAGAAGAAAGAACGUGAGGAUGUAAAACAAGAUCAAAAAACUGACUCGGAAAUACCAGUUCUGAUGGAAUCAUUGAGUAACAGACUAAUGUUGAAUACAGGGAUAGAUAUCAAAGCGUCUGUUAUACCAACUCCACAGGAGACGAGCGUGACAAUCCCUACUCUUGUUCUCAUGGUUUUUGAAGACGAUGAUCCGGAUUUUGCUCAUGUUCGUAAGGUUGGGUCUGGUUCCUCCUCACUUUACACCGAACCUCCCCCUACUGUUGAAGCACCGACUCCUAUGUCUAACUGUGUGUUUCAUGUUGCCCAAAACAUGAGUAUAGAUCUACCCAAUGCUUCAGACAACCUUGAGAUUGAAAACCGAGGUUCUAACAAGAUUUUUCUUACCGCUGACAGUGAUCAGAUUGAAGCGCACAAUAUGAGAGCUGAGACUAUUUAUCACAAACCAGGGAGAAAGAAACUACGAAAAAAGGUGGUUGUGGAAGAACCGGCACCAUCGACCUUCGGUCCAGGUUGGUUCAUCUGGAAGGAUUGGAGGGUAGAUUCGGAGCUAUACACUAACUUUACUCAUUACAUGGAGGACCUAAUGAAAAAGUGGAACAAGACUGAACCCCUGCAGGCCUUGUUCCAGGAGAAGGAGGUGUCUCCAGAGGAGCAAUUAAAGGACAUCGUUGAUUUCUUCUUCCAGGUUUACAUGAAGGUUAAUCAUGUGACAAGCAUGUACAGGCUUACAGUGCCAGAUUGUUUGGAUUUUAUUAGAACUAACUACAAUACCAAUAAUUUUGAAUUCAACGCCUUCUGUAAGGAGUUGUUUGAUAGAAACAGUAAAGAACCCGUUAUUCCAGAUUUAAUUCAAAUACUUUCUAAGGAAACAAUCGAGAAGCUCGAUAAACCAGAUCGGCCUCCGCCAGAUUAUAUUAAAACCUUGCCUCCGGUUGUUGCUGCUAAAAUGAUCUCCUCCAUCGGAGGCAAAUCUCCCGUCAUUGACGUCAAAAAGCCUCCGGUCAAACUUGAACUUCCCCUUUCUCCUGUUAUUGAGAAUCAUGGGACUAGUGUUGCAGUUCUUGAAUCCGUCCAACCUUUAUCCCAGACCACUCGAGUUGGCCAGGGGGAUAAGUGUUUGCAGUUCUUCUUCGAGAAUCCCAUGGACGGAGUCAAGAUUGCUUUCAACCCUGUUUAUGUGAAGGACGAGGAGGACGUCAAGUACGUUGUUGCACUUGUGAGUGAAAAAGCGGGAGAAUUUAGGUAUAGAUCCGGGUACACCAAGAAGCCGACCCAGUACUUCUCUGAUGCAGUCAAGGCCAGGUCAAAGCUAGAGCCUGAAGUGAUCCGGUAUAUUGAAUCCUGCUUUACCAAGAGAGGGAUGAAGGACAAUAAAGCUGGAAUGGUGAAGAAAAAUUAUCCCAAGAAGAGAAUCCGUGUACUCGUUGAUAAAUCCAAGGCUAAGAUCAAGCAAGAACUGUUGGAGGAAACUGAUAGUCCUGAAGAGCUGGAUAUAUCUGAGAACGAGUUUGAUGAAGAUCUUGAAUUAAAGAAGAAAUCUGACAACUUGUAUUUAUCAGACGAGGAUGAUUCGAAACGAGUAUUAGAAGAACGAGUUUUUGGCGGCCGAAUGCCAAAGGUAAAGGUGAGGGAACGCCAUUUUGUUUCCAAGGCUAAGAUUGUGAGAGAGGGUCAGCACGAUAAUGAUGACGACGAUGAUGAAAAUAUUUCCCCAAAUGAAACCGUCAUUUCAAUGGUGGACCAUGUCCUGGACACAAAAAGCUCAGAUCCGGACACUGGGAAAAGAAUUGCCAGCAAAUUAAAACUCUCAAGUCUUCUUAAAUCUAGAAAGCAACGGCGAAGACCUUCGACUAGUGAAUCAAGUUCUAACGACGAAGACGACGUGUUGCAAACAAGUGGUCGCUAUAGUUACCUUAGAGCCUCAGUGCAUGAUGAUUCUGUGCGAACAUCUGACCGUCUUAGGAAGAAAUACGGAAUGAUGGAUGAAGAAGGAAAUCCAACCCCUGAUGAAGUUCAGUCUAAAGUACAUUCUAACAGAGAUUCUGAGAAGCCUCUGACCAAUGGAAAGGUUUCCAGUUUAAAAGGUGAAAAUAAAACGACUGAAAGUUCGCCCAGAAAAGUAAAAUUUCAAAAUGUUCCAGCAGAAGAAAUGAAUGAGAUGGUUCGAGGUAUAUCUCAAUGCUCGAGACCUGGAAGUGCGAUGGAUAGACCGCCAAGUCAGUCCGACAGUCGACCAGGAAGUCGGGCUGGAAGUCGAUCUGACCGGCCGGGUAGCCGGUUACUGAACAAAUCCAGGAGACACUUUGGCUGCAAAAUAGAUAGUAUUGAUGAACCUGACAUAGAUUCUCCGGUCCUGACUCCUAGGUUAAGACACCAGGAGAGGUUAAGUCGAUCUCCAGGAGCAAAAUCUCCUCUCAUCCCCAAAACCGUUCCCGAAGUUCCCAAAACUCCUCCACUCCUUCCUGCUCCCUCAUCACCACCUACCCCUGUCGUUCCUGCGGUAAGUUUGGACAGCUUCAAACAAAUCAACAUCAGAAAAUCUAAACAAAAGAAAGUUCACAAAAUCCUGGAGAAACAGAAACGCAAGGCUGAGAAGAAUACAAAGAAGAAACUGCUUGGUUUCGGACAGAAGAAAGAAGAGGUGGAGAAACAGAAACCCAAGACGGAGACCAAACCCCACCUGAAGAAGGCUCAGGUUACAGACGAGGAGAGAGAUCUGAUAGCUCAGCUUCUUAUGGUCGGAGAAAUGGCAGUUAAAGAGACUUCUUCAAAAUUGGAUUCGGAACCUGUUGCUAAAACAACCGUUGCACCCAUCCUCGACUUUGAGGAGGCACACGGUAUGGGGGAUACUGGAGUGCUAGAAGAAAUAGACGAGUUGUUUUCAGCAUUCUAAACAAAACAUCUCUGUGAUACAUGUAACAUAAAUAUUGUUAUUUUCUUGAGAAAUAUAUUUGAUUAUUUUUGGAUUUUAGGAAAAAUAUUUUUCA
Messenger RNA from Eurytemora carolleeae, 5290 nucleotides. RefSeq lists its product as uncharacterized. The transcript is spliced from 9 exons. Bases 196 to 5196 code for a protein of 1666 amino acids. The record is from RefSeq and is a predicted model, not a curated record. NCBI's taxonomy places the organism in Eukaryota, Metazoa, Arthropoda, Copepoda, Calanoida, Temoridae.